AUGCCCUCGAGGCGGCGGUACCACUACCAGGCGCGGCCUUCAAGGCCUUAUGCCCUGGCUCAAGCAGGAGUGAGGUUAGUCGCUUGGAUAACCAGCCUCGCCGCCAUUUUGCUUCUCGCAUACGUCUGCAAAGAAUGGUCAUCCAAAAGUCAAGUCAUAAUCGCGGGUGCUGUAGGCUGCGCAAUCGCAAUGCUCAACGACAGCUGGGAGAUUCUAGCCGUGACAGACACCUCAUUCUCAGUCCCCAGAUUAGUCACAUCAAGAAAAGUUCUCCACGACUUAUUUGCGCUGGCGCUCUGCGUGGGCGGCAUCAUAAUGAUGUGGGUAUCCAACAUCAACAUAUCCUCCGACAAGAAGCCCGGUCAGAGGAGGCAAGAACUGUGGCUUAUGGCUGCACUCUGGGCAUUAAUCGCAGUAGUUGGCUGGAGAUUAGUCUUUGCAGUCUGGGGCUGUGUGGACUGUACUGGUGAUGCCAGGCGCGCAGCAGAAAGACGACAAAGACGGCGAGGAGGACGAAAUGAUCCCUGGCACCAGAUGGGAAUUUUGUGA
This is a messenger RNA of Fusarium poae, 549 nucleotides long. RefSeq lists its product as uncharacterized. The record is from RefSeq and is a predicted model, not a curated record. The transcript has 3 exons. Lineage: Eukaryota; Fungi; Ascomycota; Sordariomycetes; Hypocreales; Nectriaceae. The coding region runs from base 1 to 549 and encodes 182 amino acids.